Musca domestica (house fly) is the source of this 1847-nucleotide messenger RNA. RefSeq names its product gustatory receptor for sugar taste 64f (gene Gr64f). The transcript has 9 exons. Gene Ontology annotation, molecular function: sweet taste receptor activity. Gene Ontology annotation, biological process: sensory perception of sweet taste; detection of chemical stimulus involved in sensory perception of taste. The record is from RefSeq and is a predicted model, not a curated record. Bases 98 to 1618 code for a protein of 506 amino acids. Lineage: Eukaryota; Metazoa; Arthropoda; Insecta; Diptera; Muscidae. Gene Ontology annotation, cellular component: membrane.
UUGAGUGGAGUACCCCAAAGUGAAUUGAGAGAUUUAAAACGUGUAUUUGAUUUUUUAAAUUAUUUCGAUUUUUUUUUUCUUUUUUGUGAAGGUCAUAAUGAAAUUAUUGAAUAAUUUCAAUACAAAAUUAGCGAAAUAUCGAAAAAAUGCCAAGAAAUUUUCAAAGAAUAUUUCCACUAACGUCGGCACCAGUUUGACUACUUCGCAUAAUGACGGUUUGGCAUCCAUGAAAUUACCUGUCACCCGGCCGCAGGCUUUACGAAUGCAAAUAAUUAGCGAUUCAGACCACUACCAUUCGUAUUUCACCUCAAGGACCGAUGUACCGAACAAUGAGGAAUAUUUGGAAAAGCCAACGAAAUUUCUGCAGAAAGCCACGAAAGAUAAUUUUAUGUAUGAAGGUCAUUUUCACGAGGCCGUGGGCAAAAUUCUUCUAAUCGCCCAAUGUUUUGCCAUGAUGCCAGUGCGUGGAGUAACAUCCUCUCAUCCACGCUAUUUGUCCUUCUCCUGGACUCAUAUUCGAACCAUUUACUGUUUGAUUUUCAUCACCUGCAGUGCUGUGGAUUCCAUAAUAGCUGUUUACAAAGUUCUAAAUGCACCGAUAACAUUUAACAAUAUUGAACCAAUGAUUUUUCGCAUUGCCAUUCUAAUUGUUUGUGUGAGCGCCUUAAAUUUGGCUCGCAAAUGGCCGGAACUAAUGGUGCAGUGGCACAGCCUGGAGCAGCAGCUACCUGAGUACAGUUCACAAAAGGAGAAACGUCGCAUGGCAGAUAAGAUACGAAUGGUCUUCUUUGUCGGGAUGAUAUUGUCGCUGGCUGAACACUUGCUGAGCGUUACCCAAGCAAUUUACUUUGCGGCCCGCUGUGGAGCCACCGAUGAUCCGGUGAAGAAUUUCCUUCUCAUUGCCAGCGACCAUCUGUUCUACAUAUUUCCCUAUUCCUAUUUAUUGGGAUGGUAUGGCAAGCUAUUGAAUGUCAUGUCCACUUUCAUCUGGAACUAUAUGGAUGUGUUUGUGAUGAUCAUGAGUAUUGGACUGACCUAUAUGUUCAAGCGGGUCAAUGAGAAUUUGGAGAAGUUUAAAAAUAAGCAAAUGCCAGCUGUCUUUUGGGCUGAGCGUCGUGUCCAAUACCGCAAUGUGUGUAUCCUGUGCGAAAAGGUGGACAAUGCCAUUUCAAUGAUAACCAUGGUGUCCUUUUCGAAUAAUUUGUACUUCAUUUGUGUGCAGUUGUUGAAGAGCAGAAACAACAUGUCCUCCGCCGUCAGCAUGGUCUAUUUCUAUUUCUCUUUGGUAUUUCUAUUUCUACGCUCGCUGGCAGUGUCCUUGUAUUCGGCAGCCAUUUACGAUGAAUCACGAAAACCUUUACGCGUUCUACGCUCCGUGCCCAAGGAGUCCUGGUGUCUGGAAGUCAAACGCUUUGCCACCGAAAUUAGCAGUGAUUUGGUGGCAUUGAGUGGCAUGAAAUUCUUUCAUCUAACAAGAAAAUUGGUUCUGAGUGUGGCCGGUACAAUUGUCACCUAUGAACUGGUGCUAAUACAAUUCUAUGAACCAACCGAUCUAUGGGAUUGCAAAAGUCUAUUAAAAAAUUUCAAACAUCAAAAGCUGUUGGCUAGUGGCAAAUAAACCGGACGGUUAUAUGUGAUGCGGACAAAUGAAGAAAACGAGAAACAAGAAAUUGAAUUACAUUUUAAAACUGAAGACGGGACGUGCAAAGUUUUCAUUGAAAAUCUUAAAUUUAUUAAAUGUUUUAAAUUUAACAACAUAGUUGAUAUACACUCUAGAUCUCUUUGUUAUCUUUCUUUUAUGAGUCACUUAAUUCAAAGUAGGAUUAAGCACUCUGUCGCUCAACUGA